Uranotaenia lowii is the source of this 2883-nucleotide messenger RNA. It is a transcript of the gene Dgkepsilon, whose product is annotated as diacylglycerol kinase epsilon. The coding region runs from base 289 to 1902 and encodes 537 amino acids. Gene Ontology annotation, molecular function: ATP-dependent diacylglycerol kinase activity. Lineage: Eukaryota; Metazoa; Arthropoda; Insecta; Diptera; Culicidae. The transcript is spliced from 4 exons. The record is from RefSeq and is a predicted model, not a curated record.
UCGGCAAAAAUGACUCGCGCGAUCAUCGCUUAUUUGCGCAUCAGCUGUCCAUAUAUACGAGAGAAAAAUAAGUCGAUCGGUAAUGGACCAGAAGAAAAGUUUAAAUUAAAUUUCCACUAACAAUCAGUGCAUUUAGAGACUGACUCGCUGGAUAAACCAAAGUACAAAGAAAAGCCGUUAAUACGAUUGUUUUUGUAGUAGGUAUAAAGUAGGAAGUUUUUGUUUGCGUGGGAGUGAAGGAAAUCAGCGAUUGUAAAGAGUGAUUUGCGUUUGAAUAUCGGCUUAGCGAUGUUGGAAGGUUGGUUUAACUUGUUCCUAUCGGUUUUCGUAAUAUUGGGGGGAGUGUGGCUCGCUGCUCGAUUUAUUCUGCGGGAGGAUGUGGUCUACAUUCCGGACGGGCGCAGAAGGCACGCAUGGAAAUCGAUAAAGUUGCUUAAUCGAGGGUGCUUCUGUUCGAUAUGUGAAACCUUGAUGUCCUCGAAUGGAGUGUUUUGCGAAAAUUGUGGCGUCUGUUCGGAUAACGGGUGCGUCCGGAAGGCGGAUGUCGAGUUCCGCUGCAAGGAACUGCGGAUAAGGACUCGGGCAGAUGAUGGCCGUGAGAGUCGUCACUUGUGGGUUAAAGGUAAUCUACCCCUGGGCUCGGAGUGCUGUGUUUGUUCCGAAGAUGUGGAUCAAUCGAGCGAACUAGGCCUAUUUGGGCAACGAUGUGCCUGGUGUCAGAGGUCGGCUCAUGAUAAAUGUUUCAGCGAGGUAUCCGGUUCGUUGUGUGACUUCGGUGAAUUUAGGAGCAUGAUAUUUCCACCCAAAUGUAUUCUGGCUUCAAGGUCCAAGGGUGCCCCGAAGGUGCAUCUUACCGGGAUUAUUCCACCAGAAUGGAAGGAUCAGUGGAAUCCGCUGAUAGUUGUAGCCAACUCAAAGUCCGGAAGCAGUGGUGCGGCCGAAGUGAUCGCUCAAAUGCGAGGUAUCUUGCACCCAUUGCAAGUGUUCGAGCUGGAAAGCCAUGGACCUCAGGAAGCGCUUCAGUGGGCCAUCCACGCGGCUCCGGCUACGUGUCGUAUUCUUGUUGCCGGUGGAGAUGGAACCGUAGGCUGGGUGCUGAAUACUAUCCUUCAGAUGAAAGUGGAACCACAGCCAGAGGUGGCCAUUCUUCCACUGGGAACGGGAAACGAUCUGUCGCGGGUCCUAGGCUGGGGUGCCGAGGGGCCAGACGUAUUUAACCCGAUAGAUUAUUUGCGCAAAAUCAGGGCGGCAGAACCGAUUAAGCUGGAUCGAUGGUUGAUCGAGAUAGGCGUUCACCACCAAAGUCGGUUCCCGGUACCGCGGUUCCACUUUCGACGCAGCGUUUUUAUGUACAACUACUUCAGCAUUGGUGUCGAUGCUUUGGUAACUUUGAAUUUUCACAAAGCGAGAGAAAGCUCACUUUAUUUGUUCAGUAGCCGGUUUAUCAAUAAGGCUUUGUACUUGUGUUUUGGGACCCAUCAAGUCGUUCAACAGGAUUGUGUCGACUUAGAAAAGAAGGUUGAACUAUACAUGGAUGAUGUCAAAAUUAACUUGCCAGAACUGCAGUCCAUUGUGGUACUCAACAUCGAUUCUUGGGGCGCUGGCGUUAAGCUGUGGGAAAUGAGCAAAGAUUCGCCCAGCCAUGGAAGCGUGAUGCGUGAGAUGCACAGCAUAUCGGAUGGGGUCCUGGAGGUGUUCGGUGUCGUUUCGUCAUUCCACAUUGCACAGCUGCAGGUUGGCUUGAGCAAACCAGUUCGCCUAGGUCAGGCACGUAAUGUGCGCUUCAAGAUUUUCUCCACCCUACCGGUUCAGGCUGACGGGGAACCCUGGAUGCAGACACCUUGUGAUAUGAGUAUCGGUCACUCGGGGCAGGCAACCAUGCUCAGGAAAGUUACGGGUUGAUGACGCGCAUGCUCGCAUUUGUUAUCGCAUUAGACUUUCUGCCAAUCUCUACAAACAACCUACGUAUGUAUGUACUACGCGUUUCAACAAACAACAACUUACGGAUUCUGGAAUGCUGUGAUUCUCCCGCUAUUUAUUAAGUCUCACCGAAAUGAAACGAAAUAAUUCUCGUGCAAGAUCUGCAUUAUACCAAAUGGAUAUAAUAUUUAGGAUCUGUUAAUGAUAUUAAGUUAGGAAAAGGACUCUCGAAACGUUGUUGAAAUCAACUUAAAAACUACUUAACCAAUUUUUGAAAUAAAUGUAGGUAAUCAAUUUUUUCUCGUAAUGUUAGGUAUAAAAAAGCAAUUUAUUGGACGUCACAAGUUUUGUUGGCUGAAGGGUGAUCCAAUGCCAAUUGAGAACCAAACAAAAUUGCGAAAUCUGGAAGGGGUAGUCUCUAAAUGAUAGAUUUGAAAUUGCAUUUGGACGUUUAGAAUUCAUGCUCCUUGUAACCUGAUUUGGAAAAGCAUGGAAAUUUCACAUAUUUAUUAAAAAGCAAUCAACUGGUCGUUAGGUGAUAAACUUUUCCAAGUUAGGUUUUACAAGCAUGUGAUUUCAGAAACCGCAGUUACGCAAUCUUAGUCGUCUAAUUAUAUCCUAAGUUUAAGCUGUGCACGAUUGAUUUAGUUUUUCUCACCAAAAGAUAAGCAUCACAAAAAAUUGGUUCAAUAAGAUUUGGUUCUAAGCCCUUCUAAUCGCUACCAGUGAAUCUACCGGGAAUAAUAAAUGUGAUCCUAUCUAAUCAUUCUGUUCUUGUACUUAAUAAGGUCAACUACACGCUAAGCACUUAAUACCACUCGCAUGAUGAAAUUAUAUAAAAUUUAAUAUUGAACAAAAGUCUACGAAUGAUAUUUUUUACAUGAAUAUUAAUGUGUUUGCAUUUCUCUAUGUAUCAAACGUCCUGCAUUAAGCAUCAAAAUCUUGAAAAUAAAAAUGAAAAGU